This is a messenger RNA of Balaenoptera ricei (Rice's whale), 2027 nucleotides long. It is a transcript of the gene VRK3, whose product is annotated as VRK serine/threonine kinase 3. Bases 339 to 1706 code for a protein of 455 amino acids. The transcript is spliced from 14 exons. The record is from RefSeq and is a predicted model, not a curated record. Lineage: Eukaryota; Metazoa; Chordata; Mammalia; Artiodactyla; Balaenopteridae. Gene Ontology annotation, cellular component: nucleus; cytoplasm. Gene Ontology annotation, biological process: peptidyl-serine phosphorylation; signal transduction. Gene Ontology annotation, molecular function: ATP binding; protein serine/threonine kinase activity.
GCACAGGGGCUGCGCACUCCGCGGCGCCGCCUUCCUUCGUGGGGACUGUCUGUGGGGGACCCACUCGAAGUCCAAGACCCAAUUGCCAGGUACUUCAGGAUACGAGUGUUCAUGACACUCAUUGUGUCCUCCCCGUCUUUGGCCAGAAGAGAGGCUCGGAGCGGUCUCGGAGUCUUAGGCCAUCUAUAGCAGCGGUCCCUAACCCUCUGGCCGGUGGACCCACCAGUCCGUGGCCUGUUAGGAACCGGGUGGCACAACAGGAGGUGAACAGCGAGCGAGCAAAGCUUCAUCUGGGGCUCUCAUUACCGCCUGAACCAUACCCCACAGCCCGCCACAGCAUGGUCUUCUGUCCAGACUGUGGCAAAGGUGUUGAAGCAACUUUCAAAUUCUGCCCCUACUGCGGAAAACCUUUGCCUACAGAGGAGCAUGAGGGGUCCCAGACCUUUGUCAAGCCGUCUCUGUCAUCCUCCCAAGGCUCAAGGAGAAAGACGAACUCCAGUUCUGAAAUAUCUCCCAAGAAAGUGAAAUGGCUCAGCUGUACUUCCUCUCCCCCAUCAUCCCUUCUCUCAGAAGGUAACAGUUCUGAAUCUGAAGUUACCUUGAGUCCCUGUGAGAAACCCAAAGGGUGCUGGAGCAGAUCCCCAACCUCCCAGAGCAGCCCUCAGACAACCAGGCAGAGCCCUCAGACGCUGAAGCGGAGCCGGAUGACCACCUCGCUCAAGGCUUUGCCAGUGGGGACGGUGCUGACAGACAAGAGUGGGCAGCACUGGAAGCUGAGAUGCCUCCAGAGCAGGGAUGGCCAGGGCAUUCUCUAUGAAGCUGAGCCCAGCUCCGCCUUUGCCUGCGAGUCAAGUCCCCAGAAACAAAGAUUCUCACUGAAACUAGAUGCCAAGAAUGGGCGCUUGUUCAUUGAGCAGCACUUCUUCCAGCGGGCUGCCAAGCCUUUGCAAGUGAACAAGUGGAAAAAGCGGUACUCGACCCCCCAUCUGGCCAUCCCCACCUGCGUCGGUUUUGGCGUUCACCAGGACAAGUACAGGUUCUUGGUGUUCCCCAUCCUGGGGAGGAGCCUUCAGUCGAUCCUGGAUGACAACCCGAAGCAUGUGAUGUCAGUGAGGUCUGUGUUCCAGAUGGCCUGCCGGCUGCUGGAUGCGCUGAAGUUCCUCCAUGAGAAUGAGUACGUUCAUGGCAAUGUGACAGCUGAGAAUAUCUUUGUGAAUCCAGAGGACUUGUGCCAGGUGACCCUGGCAGGCUACGGCUUCACCUUCCGCUAUUCGCCAGAUGGCACACACGUGGCGUACACCGAAGGCAGCAGGAACCCACAUGAGGGGGACCUUGAGUUCAUUAGCAUGGACCUGCACAAGGGAUGUGGGCCCUCCCGCCGCAGUGACCUCCAGACCCUGGGCUACUGUCUGCUGAAGUGGCUCUAUGGGACCCUGCCAUGGACGAAGUGCCUUCCCAACACCGAGGAAAUCAUGGAGCUGAAACAGAAGUUUCUUGACAACCCAGAAGGCCUCGUGGGACAGCGCAGUCGCUGGAUCAAUACCUCAGAGACCCUGCGGGAGUACCUGAAGGUGGUGAUGGCCCUCAAGUACGAGGAGAAGCCGCCCUACACCGCCCUGAGGAACAAUCUGGAAGCCCUGCUGCAGGAUCUGCGGGUGUCGGCCUAUGACCCCUUGGACCUCCAGAACUUUCAGCCUGCAGUUUGAAAUAGAAAAAAAAAAGAAGACAUGUGACUCAAGGCCUGCUGUAGAAUCACAGACAAGCUUCUAGAAAGAUCCCUCGAAUGUGUAUCCUGCCACUUCUUUAGAUCAUCCGUCUAGAUCAGCCUCAGGGAGCCCGUAAGUUAGGCUCAGACACUGUGAACUCCCUCCUUUGACCUUCCCUCCCUUCAGCCGUUGUCUCCCACCAGCCACUGGCGUUUUGGACGGAGAAGACCCCCAAUUCACAGACGGGGGUUGGGCUGGUCCUCUCAGUGAGGACGCUGCCAUUGGCACCACUAUGCUUUAACAAUAAAUUGUUUCAUUGGA